AUUAGCGCUUACGUUUCGAAUAUUGAUGAUCUGCGGAUGUUGGAUACCAGAUUCCUGGACGACACCGUAUAAACGGUUAGUUUAUCACGUGUACACCAUAUUCAUAAUGGUACUUAUACAUACAUUUAUGCUAUCACAAUUGAUGGAUCUAAUUUUGACUGUGGAUAAUGCCAACGAUUUUACUGAUAAUUUCUACAUGCUACUCGCAAUGUUUGUUUCCUGCUGUAAGAUGCUCACUCUGUUGAUGAAUCGCAGUAAUAUUGCGAUGCUAAUAGAUAUUCUCUUAAGGAAACCAUGUAGACCGGUCCAGUCCGACGAAAUUGCAAUUCAGCAGAAAUUCGAUAAACAUGUACAGCUAAACACACUUUGCUACACAAUCUGGGUUGAAACAACGUGUUUGUGUAUUGCUGUGACGUCAUUGCUGACAGAAUUUAGGAGAGGAAGAUUGACAUUCAGAGCAUGGUUGCCGUUCGACUAUUCCUCGUCGUCAUUGUAUCGCAUUGUAUACGCGCACCAAUUGAUAAGUCUGACUGCUGGGUCUAUGCUCCAUAUUGCUUGCGACGGUCUGAUCUGUGGAUUAUUGGUGCACGUCUGCUGUCAGAUAGAAAUACUCGAAUGUCGUUUGCGAAGAAUCGCGCACGAUCAAGAUAUUCUUCGUGAAUCCGUCAUGCAGCAUAAUUCUGUAUUCAAAUUUGCUCAAUUGGUGAAUGAAAAAUUUAAACUGACUAUUGUCAUACAGUUUAUUGUCAGUACAUUGGUAGUGUGUUUCAUUCUUUAUCAAUUUACCAAAUCAACUGCGUUAAGAGCACAGUAUAUGCAAUUAAUAAUGUAUUUAGGUUGCAUGCUGUCACAAAUCUUUUUUUAUUGUUGGUAUGGUAACGAAGUUAAGUUGAAGAGUCGUCAACUUGUCGAUAAAAUAUUUGACAUAGAAUGGGUUGGACUGAGUAAACAUAAUACAGAUUCCUUAAUAAUGAUUAUGAGACGAAGUUCAAAACCAAUUGAGCUUAGUAGUGCUUAUGUUAUCUCGAUGAAUCUCGAUUCAUUCGUGAGUUUACUCAAGACAUCGUAUUCGGCUUACAACAUAAUGAAGCAAGUGUAAGAGUGGCAGAGACAAAGUUGAAGAAUUACACUAUAUUUCGAUAUCUCUCAAGGCAAGAUCAUGUUAAGAUGAAUACAAUAAUAUGAUUUGCAUCAUUAUUGUAUGUAUUCAUUCAAAAAUAUUAAACCGCUACGGUAAAUGAUUUUAUUCGAUGAUGAUAUACUCGUAUGACUCUUGUAACAUGGCAUUUAAAUAGAAAGACAUUUGAAGAGAAAUUACGUUGUGUUGAAUCUUAGAACCUUCACUGCAGCUGAUCGUAU
Messenger RNA from Vollenhovia emeryi, 1359 nucleotides. RefSeq names its product odorant receptor Or1-like. The transcript has 5 exons. Gene Ontology annotation, molecular function: odorant binding; olfactory receptor activity. NCBI's taxonomy places the organism in Eukaryota, Metazoa, Arthropoda, Insecta, Hymenoptera, Formicidae. Gene Ontology annotation, biological process: sensory perception of smell; detection of chemical stimulus involved in sensory perception of smell. The coding region runs from base 26 to 1099 and encodes 357 amino acids. The record is from RefSeq and is a predicted model, not a curated record. Gene Ontology annotation, cellular component: plasma membrane.